This is a messenger RNA of Cokeromyces recurvatus, 393 nucleotides long. RefSeq lists its product as uncharacterized. Bases 18 to 233 code for a protein of 71 amino acids. Lineage: Eukaryota; Fungi; Mucoromycota; Mucoromycetes; Mucorales; Mucoraceae. The transcript has a single exon. The record is from RefSeq and is a predicted model, not a curated record. Gene Ontology annotation, cellular component: anaphase-promoting complex.
UUUUUUUUGCUUUUCCUAUGGAUAGUACCUUUACUCACAUUCAUUGGCAAAAAUCAUCGCUAGCUAUAGCUGCUGAUGCCUGGAAGAAUGAUAAACAAAUUUGUGAGGUUAUUACAAUACCCAAGGAAGUUGAUUUAGGUUCCACUGUAGAAGAAUCACAGAUAAAUAAUGUUGUAUUAAAAGAAAAUAAAAUUCAAAAAAGGGAAUGGAAACCACAUCCUAUGGAGAUUUGAAAAUAGUAAUACUAAACAUAGAAAAGGAGCUUUCCUUUACAAAAUAGAAUAUGAUAAGGAGAAAAGAUGUACACAUAUUAGGAGAUAUUUUUGAUUUGAUUCAUUUUUAUUUCAAUAAAAAAAAAAGUAUAAAUUAAAGAAGAAGUUACCUUUGUUUUUA